Messenger RNA from Ipomoea triloba (trilobed morning glory), 2368 nucleotides. RefSeq lists its product as uncharacterized. NCBI's taxonomy places the organism in Eukaryota, Viridiplantae, Streptophyta, Magnoliopsida, Solanales, Convolvulaceae. Gene Ontology annotation, cellular component: nucleus. Bases 134 to 2368 code for a protein of 744 amino acids. Gene Ontology annotation, molecular function: transcription corepressor activity. The transcript has 3 exons. The record is from RefSeq and is a predicted model, not a curated record.
UUUUUUUUUUCUCUCUCUCUCCCUCGCCAAGUCCUCCUGUCAAGAGCUUAGCCUUCGUACUCCAUGAAACCUCUUCGCGUAUCAUCACUCGUCUGAAACUGUUAAAGAUAAGUUUACUAGGUUUUACAGCUGUAUGGAGGGCCUCGCCAAUAAAUCUUCAAAACGCUUCCCUUCCAAGAAAUCUUCUGGCACAGAUUCUGUUUGUGGGGAUCAUAAAGUAUUUCCUCGAGUUGGAGCUGAAUACCAGGCAGAAAUCCCUCUGAUAUUGGAAUGUGAUCGCAGGAAACUUAAAAAAACAUCAUUUAAUGGAGGCAUUGAAGUGGAUACUUCAGAUCAUGUGGUUGAAAGUAACCAGGAUGACACUAUAGACAAUGGUAAAACAGCAGGAUUGCUAAAUCUUCCAUCUAGGCUUAGAGGCAAAAGCGUUGAUAUUGACUCUGGUUCACUUCAAGAAAGGAAAGCACAUUUGAGUAAUUGUGAUGGCUUCCAUCUUGUUCCAGGCUUACCUAAUAAGGGUUGGAAGCAAAUUGAACAUUCGAGCUUUCUCCUUGGCUUAUACAUCUUUGGGAAAAAUCUUGCUAUUAUUAAAAGGUUUGUAGGGAGCAAAGAUAUGGGAGACAUAUUAUCCUACUAUUACGGCAAGUUUUACAAGUCUAAAGACUACCAAAGGUGGUCAGACAGUCGCAAGCUAAGAGGCAGGCGGUGCAUUUCUUGCCAAAGGCUUUUCAUGGGCGGGAGGCAACAUGAGCUCUUGUCACGUUUAUCUUCCCGUGUCUCUGAGGAAUGCCUUCGAAUGUUGAUUAAGGCUUCGAAAUUGUUGGGAGAUGGAAACAUUACACUGGAAGAGUAUGUGUUUUCGUUAAGAGACAAGGUUGGCAUCGAGAAUCUAGUUGAGGCUGUAGCCAUUGGCAAAGGGAAGCGGGAUCUUACUGGAACUUCCAUGGAUUAUACAAAAGCCAUUCAGUCGCUCCCUGUUCGUCCUAGACUACUGAGCACCAAACCAUGCUCCUCUCUCACAGCAACCGAAAUUCUAAAGUUUCUGACAGGUAAUUUUCGACUAAGAAAAGCCGAGUUGAAUGAACUUUUUUGGGAUGCUGUUUGGCCCCUUCUUUUAGCUAGGGGAUGGCACUCAGAGCAGCCUAGUGAUCUAUCGUCUGCUGGUACCGGGCAGUCAUUAGUGUUUCUCGUGCUAGAUGUUAGCAAGUUCUCGAGGAGUUUAGCGAAGGGAACUCACUUUUUCAACUCCAUUUCUGAUGUUCUCAAAAAGGUUGCAUCAGAGCCCAGCCUUCUUGAACAAGAAGUCAAUGCAUAUAACGACGAGGAACAGGAGGAGAAACGCGUGAUAAAUCCCGAGGUUUCACAGGAGCAAAACAAUUCUGCAAGCAGUCAACAUUCAAUGGAAUUUACAGUAGUGGAUACCAUCCUGUUUACUGGAGUAGGGAGUGGUAAAGUAUGGGAAAUGAGAAGUUUGCCUCUCGAUCGUUUGAGUUCUGCUUCAAGUGGUCAUCUAAGCGAAGAAAAUCAUGGUUCAGAUCCCAUGGAUGUUGGUAACGUCGAAGCAGCAUAUGGUGAUGCAGAUAACGAUAUAACUAGCAUUUCAAACGAUGAAAUCCCUAAUGGUCCAGUUUCAUUGAUUACAGAAGAAAAAACCACUCAAUCUAUCACAGAACUAAAACCUCGAUUCUCGACUCAAAUUGUAUCCAUCUCUGAUCACACAAACUUAGCUGUUUGCAGCAAUAGAGGAUUGAGCCAUAAAACUGAGAACAGGUACAUAAAGGAUGAGUGGUUGAAGGAAGGCAAACUCGACUCUCAAUCGAGCCUCCCAGAUGCUCCACCAUCUCAAAACUUUUCAUCAGACACUUGUUUCUCAAGCAGCCAAAGAGAAAUACAUGUAAGAAAUCUUCUCGAAAACAGUCUAGCCUUUGAACAAUCACAUAAAAACUCUAUAUUGGAUAAUCCAGAAGACGAUCCAGGGAAUAAUCCUGAUUCUGUGUCAGCUGCCAAUAAGUCUUCUAGUCCAUGUGAAACCGAGCAGCAUUCUGAGAUGCUAGAAUCCAUUAACACGGGAGCCAAGCUGUCUUCUAGUCCAUGUGAAACCGAGCAGCAUUCUGAAUCCAAUAAUGCUCCCGUCAUAAGUUGCCAGAGGCGAAGUAGUAGAUACAAACCAAGUGCACGAGCACUGGAAGCGAUUGCAUAUGGUUUCAUGGAAGCAAAAACGAAAAGAAAACGCACAAACAGUUCAACCUCAACGAGCUCUUCUCAACGUGUGCGUAAGAGUAAACAUUUGGUGGAUGAGAAUGUUACUGGAGAUCCAUGUAAGAAGGAAGCAAAUGACAACAAUGAUGGUAAGCAAUUAAAGAAAACUUGA